UAUAAACAAAUCAGCUGAGGAUAUUAGAAAAAUACUAUAUGAUGCAAAUCUUUAUGAAGAAACUGAUACAAUUACCUUUGAACAAGCUAUAACAAAUGUUAACAUUGAUCAGUCUAGUAUGGAUGAUGAUAAUGAUAUUGUUUCAGAAGAGUCUUUUGAGUUAGAAGAGGCUUUAAAUUUAUCAAAUUCAUUAUUUUUACCAAAAACUAGUCAAACUGAGGCAGAUAUAGAUAAUAAUGUUUUAGAUACAGGAUCAA
Molecule: messenger RNA, 257 nt
Organism: Dentiscutata heterogama
Lineage: Eukaryota; Fungi; Glomeromycota; Glomeromycetes; Diversisporales; Gigasporaceae
Source: the annotation of a GenBank genome assembly